GAAGGGAAAUAGUUCACCGGAGAGCAAAGAAAGCCAAACAGUGGCAGAGGACAGACCAGCUGUACUACAAGGAAAUUUUACAGUGCAAUCAGCAUGUCAUACACCGAGGAUCAGGUGGAUUCCCUUCCUCGACCGACCUUGAUUGAUUUCCAUGGAGUCUCGAUGACCCACUAUUUCACAAGCAACUGGGAGAAAAUUCAGAGCUUCCAGGCCAGGCCAGAUGAUAUAGUUAUUGCAACAUACCCUAAAGCCGGAACCACAUGGGUCUCUUUCAUCCUUGACCUUCUGUAUUUUGGUCAGACAACUCCAGAGCGUCAGACAUCCAUGCCGAUUCACAUCAGGGUUCCUUUUCUGGAACUCGACAUUCCUUCUUUACUUCUCUCAGGAACAGAAAUGGCUGAUAACCUCCCCACUUCUCCACGCCUCAUCAAAACCCAUCUUCCAGUCCAGUUUCUGCCCAAGUCCUUUUGGGAGCAGAACUGCAGGAUCGUCUAUGUGGCCCGCAAUGCCAAAGACAAUGCUGUGUCCUUCUUCCAUUUUGACCGGAUGAACAAGGUUGAGCCUGAGCCCGGAGACUGGAACAGCUAUCUACAGAGAUUCAUGGACGGGAAGAUGGUUUUUGGAUCCUGGUACGACCAUGUGACCGGCUGGUGGGAGAAGAAACAGACUCAUUCUAAAAUCCAUUACAUGUUUUACGAGGAUUUGAUUGAGGAUACUGGACGGGAAAUCGACCAACUCUGCCACUUUCUUGGACUGUCGCCUUCAGUAGAGGAGAAGGAAAGAGUCAGAGGGGGAGUGCAGUUCGACAACAUGAAGAAGGACAACAUGGUUAACUAUUCUACAGUUGAAAUUAUGGAUUCGAAGAUUUCUCCCUUCAUGAGAAAAGGAAAGGUUGGUGACUGGAAGAACCAUUUCACUGUGGCCCAGAAUGAGCAGUUUGAUGAAGACUACAAGAAAAAGAUGAAGAACACCACACUGCAGUUCCGCACAGAAAUCUGAGGAGGACUGAAGAGGCUGUGCACGUGUAGGGACAGACCAGUCACUCUGGAUGAUCCAGGGUUUUUAUCAUGCCUUAAACCACUUGGGUCCUUUGAGGGGCUUACAGGGCAUCCACUGCUAAAUGAGCUAUAGUUUAAUUUCACUGUAACUGAAUUCACUAUAAAAAGUAUGAGGGAUUAUUUUAAUGUUUUCUUUUUUCUGGUUUAAUCUUACUGUGAUUUGGCAGUGUUCAAGUAUGCCAUCUAAAUAACUGAACCCACUGAAACCUGCAAAGAUUCAGUUGAUUUCCUUUCCUCACAGAAAAGCAGCAAAAAUAAAAAAGUGAAAAUCAGCCAAAGAAAAUUAUGAGUAUAAUCAUCAGAACUGUAUAUUUAAUGUCAGAUCAGUGGUGCUGGAUAGACAUCAGAUGUCUUGUGUUUAAAUGAAAGGAAGUACACAAAAUUACCUCAGAUGGUUUUCUGCGGCUUAUUAAAAGUCAACUUGGGAGUCCAAGAUAAAAGCCCAUGCCUUAAACAAUAUUAUAUGUCAUAAAUAAUUCACUUGUGACAUACUGACACUUAGAAUCUAUGUAGAAGUAGUGUGAAACUGUGAUUAUUGUUUCUGUUGUAAAAUUAUUGUAGGAUUAAUGCACAUAUUUCAACACAAUGCAUAUAUUUUUACACAAUACAAAUUUUUUAAAAUAUUGUUAAAUCACAUGUUUUUAUAUUUUUACAUUCCCUUUCUAUUUCUUAUAAUUUCACUCAUGAUUAUAUUAUGUUUUUCUCUUGAGAAUUUGAGCAAUUGCAUCUGUCCCAAUUUCCCCAUGGGGAUCAAUAAACUAUUUCUGAUUCUGA
Molecule: messenger RNA, 1832 nt
Organism: Myripristis murdjan (pinecone soldierfish)
Lineage: Eukaryota; Metazoa; Chordata; Actinopteri; Holocentriformes; Holocentridae
Product: cytosolic sulfotransferase 3-like
Exons: 8
Coding region: 94-999 (301 amino acids)
Molecular function (GO): sulfotransferase activity
Source: RefSeq, a predicted model, not a curated record